Penicillium soppii is the source of this 1620-nucleotide messenger RNA. Its product is annotated as putative MFS sugar transporter protein. Gene Ontology annotation, biological process: transmembrane transport; carbohydrate transport. The record is from RefSeq and is a predicted model, not a curated record. The transcript is spliced from 2 exons. NCBI's taxonomy places the organism in Eukaryota, Fungi, Ascomycota, Eurotiomycetes, Eurotiales, Aspergillaceae. Gene Ontology annotation, molecular function: carbohydrate:proton symporter activity. The coding region runs from base 1 to 1620 and encodes 539 amino acids. Gene Ontology annotation, cellular component: membrane.
AUGGCCAAAUCAGACACUGCGUAUACGAAUGCUGGGGUGGACAAGGGCGAUACUAGGGAGCAUAUCGAAGAGAUAGCGCUGGCUCGUGUGACAGAGGAGGACUUAUGGAAGCUAUCGAAGGAUUCUCUGAACCUCUGGUCGUGGACAGGCUUCCGCCUUGGUCUUAUCAUGUUUAUUCAUGGCUGCAAUCAAGCCGGGUUUGGAGUCGACUGGGGAGUCAUCGGCGGUAUCAACUCCAUGCAGCCAUGGCACGACUACUUUGAGUUCAAUACCAGUGGCGGCACAUACGGCUUGAUGAAUGCUUUGAUGCAGAUUGGCACCGUCUGCGGUGCACCGUUCAUGGCUCUAGCGGAUGUGGUCGGUCGUCGUGGAAUCAACUUCGCUGGUAACGCCAUUGUCAUUUUUGCAUCGCUUAUGCAAGGCCUCGCAGUAAAUCUGCCUAUGUUCAUGGCGGGUCGAUUCUUUAUGGGUUUUGGCACCGCGCUCAUGUCCAGCUCUCAAUACAUUGGUGAGGUUGCGCCUAUCCAUCUGCGUGGUCGCAUGGUCGGCGUUUUCGGUGCAUGCUUCCAAGUCGGAAGUCUCGUCAUGCUUGGCGCCAUGGUUGGACUCACCAAUCUACCGGGCAACAAUUGCUGGCGUAUUCCUCUGAUUCUCGAGGCUCUUUUCCCGGCAAUUGUCUGUCUAGGAAUAUAUUUGGUGACCCCUGAGUCGCCACGGUUUUAUGUCCUCAACGGUAACCGUCAAAAGGCCAAGGAAAUUAUAGCGAAGUAUCACACUACGAGCACGGACAUCAAUGAGCCAAUUGUUGAGGUUGUAGUUAGACAGAUUGAGGAGUCUCUUGAGAACGAUUCGACAGGCUAUAGGGCUUUCUGGGACUACCGAGUCUUUUUCACCAAGGUAGCUCGCUACCGACUGCUCGUUUUAGUUCUAUACUCGCUAUUCCAACAAUGGAAUGGCGGUGGUAUUAUCACGUAUUAUUUGGUCCCUUCUCUACAGCAGUUGAACAUUAAUGGUCCCAAACAGCAGCUUGGCGUGACCAUUGGCACUACUGCAGUCUACUUUGUCUUUACGGGUGUUGGAUCGCUUAUAGUCGACAAGGUCCGCAGAAGAACCUUAAUCUUCGUUGGUCUCAUCAGCAUGAUUGUGUUCCAAACGGCUACAACAAUUACAUCAUGGCAGUACGCUCUUCAUGCUAGUACCGCCACAGCAGCACUCACGCUCCUUUGGAUUUUCCUUUAUCAGACUUUUUCAGCGACCUUUGUUGCUACCAUGCACAACUUGUAUCCGAUUGAGAUUCUUUCAUUGCCUCUUCGAGCAAAAGGAAUGGGACUAUACAGUCUCAUUCAAGGUGGUGCUGGGGCUGCGCAAUCUUAUGGAAUCGGGGUUGGAAUCGAAAAGGUUGGGUAUAAGAUUUGGGUGGUGUACAUCGUGUACAACUCUGUUCAGCUCCUUUUAUCCUAUCUCUUCUUCCCAGAGACUGGCGGUCUAUCGCUGGAGGAAAUCAAUACGGUGUUUGAAACUCCGGGGAUUCACCCGGUAAAGAUGUCGUUGGAUAUAGAAAAGGCCAAGAAAGCAAGAGCUGACGCGGGACGGGACGAGGAGGUCAGUGCUGGACUAUAG